GAAAGCUCAGCACUUGCAUGCUGGUGUCGUUUCAGCUUAAAACAAAAAUGGAGAGAAAACACAUGUCUGCUUUUGAGCUUUAUCAGAGUUUCCAGCCUGCCCUGCCUCCUCCCGUUAAGAAGCCCCCUCCACAGGUUGCAGUGAAGCAGAAAAGGGAGAAAGAAGUUACAGCUGUUAACGCCAAUGUAUCCAAAGCCAAAAAUAAAGCCCAGAAAAAGAAGACGCGAAAGAAGCUUCUCAAGGCUGCACAAAGAGCUGAUACUGUGAAAGAGGAGACGAUGAACGCAGAGACGAAUGGAAACCAGGAGGUGGAAGAUUGUGAAGAGGGAGAGUCUUUGCAUGCUGCACUGGCUGAGCUGGCAACAGUCAACAACAGCAGGGACAGAGCCAGCAAGCUGUUUCAGUGGCUCAUCAGUCCCAUUCCUGCCAAGCCCUUUUUCAGGGAUACAUGGGAAAAGAAGCCCAUCUUUGUUCAACGCAAUGAUCCAAAUUACUACAAAGGACUGUUCUCCACGGAAGAGUUUGAUCGCAUAUUGAGAGAGGAGGAUGUUCAGUUUGGGGUAAACCUGGAUGUCACAAGCUACACUAAUGGCAAGAGGGAAACGCAAAAUCCUCCUGGCAGAGCGCUGCCGUUUACUGUGUGGGACUUCUAUGAGAGUGGCUGCUCCCUCCGCAUGCUGAAUCCUCAGGCCUUCUCCUCCACCGUGUGGAACGUGCUGUCCAUCCUCCAGGAGCAGUUUGGCAGUAUGGCAGGAGCCAACGUAUACCUGACGCCACCUGGAACACAAGGCUUUGCUCCGCAUUACGACGACAUCGAGGCCUUUGUGGUCCAGCUGGAGGGAAAGAAACACUGGCGAGUGUACAACCCAAGGUCAGACGAGGAGGUCUUGCCUGUGUUUUCAAGCCCAAACUUCAAGCAGUCGGACAUCGGGAAGCCAGUCCUGGAUGUGGUGGUGGAAGCUGGGGAUCUCCUCUACUUUCCUCGCGGAUUCAUCCAUCAGGGCAACUGCUUACCAGACGCACACUCUCUGCACGUCACCAUCUCCUCGUACCAGAAGAACAGCUGGGGAGAUCUGCUCCAUAAGGUUGUGUCUGCAGCUUUAGAAAUCGCGAUGGAGGAGGACGUGGAGUACAGGCAGGGUUUACCUCUGGACUACUUGACAUACAUGGGAGUGCAGCAUUCUGACAGCGAGGACUCGCGUAGGGUCAAAUUCUUUUCCCGCAUCGAGAAGCUGAUGAAAAAACUACCAAAUUACGCCCCAGUGGAUGCUGCUGUGGAUCAGAAAGCCAAAGAUUUCCUCCACGACUGCCUGCCUCCCAUGCUCACCCCAGAUGAGCAGGCCAGCAGUGUUCUAGGAGCACCAGUGAGGUGGAAAGGUGGAAAAAUGAAGGAUGUGGGUAUUCACAUUACCACUCAGACUCGAAUCAGAAUUAUUCGAGCAGGUUGUGCCAGGUUAUGCAGUAGUGGAGAUGCCGUUCAUCUGUAUUACACAACAGGCAACUCCAGAGUGUACCACAAAGAGGAGCCCAAGAGCGUGGAAAUGCAAACAGAGCACACAGACGCCAUCGAGUUUCUGAUUCACUCGUAUCCCAACUUUGUGACGGUAGGAAGUUUGCCGUGCGACUCUUCCCAGGACAGGAUCGCUUUGGCUGAACUACUUUUUGAGAAGGGGAUUAUCCACACUGAAGACACUUUGUAAUCAUUCAAUUCUUCUGUGACACAAACUGAACUUUCGUAUAAAACAAGAUCUUUAAUGCAAAAAUU
Molecule: messenger RNA, 1765 nt
Organism: Cololabis saira (Pacific saury)
Lineage: Eukaryota; Metazoa; Chordata; Actinopteri; Beloniformes; Belonidae
Gene: riox1
Product: ribosomal oxygenase 1
Exons: 15
Coding region: 18-1700 (560 amino acids)
Cellular component (GO): nucleolus
Molecular function (GO): histone H3K4 demethylase activity; histone H3K36 demethylase activity
Source: RefSeq, a predicted model, not a curated record